CACCAACUUGCGAACAGUCAACAUCGGCGUACUCGACCCUUCCUGAGACGGCGUCUGCCUCUCUACCCGGUCUCAAAUUUACAGGCACGCCUGUGCGGCGCAGAGGCAUGAAUGAACCUCUUCGAUACGGUCCACCGCGCCAGUCUGCCCAAUGCCCCCGCGAUGCGCGGCACUUCGCUCCCGAGCGAGCUGGUGCCCGGCACCAACAGCCUCGCCAGACAGCGUCUGGAUCACCGACACGAUGCUGCGCCAAGCCAUUGAGCGCUAUCACCGGGCCUCUGCGCAAUCACGCCGAACUCUGAGCUCUUUCCCGGGUCCUAUGGAAAGUCGUCGGCGGAUGGGCAAACGUCAUAUGACGGCCGUCAUGUCCGACUCGCGUUCCGCCGCAUCGCCCUGGUCCAUUGAGCUCCCCCUCCAGCCCGGCGAGUGGAAAUGGGAAGCUCCGACUGAACCAGGAAACCGAGUUCGAAAUGAAAACAAGUUCAGCCUACGUCGGAAUAUGGACCGCCUCAUCGGAUGGCUUGAGAAUCCCGAUGAAGACACCCCGAUGACCACAUCCAUCACUUCCACCGCCCAGCCACGCGCGGUUGAAGCCACGAUGGUUUCCUCUUUCCAGCGGUCGCUUACCGAACUCCACCAACGCCUCGGGGCCAUUGACCUCGCAGAUUCCGACGAAAGGGCAGUCUGGGUAGCUUGCAAACCCUUCUCCGACCACAUUCAACACUCAAUCCUAGAGAACAUGAUCACUAGCGACGAUAUGAUCAUAGCACUUGACCCUUUCGAUUCCCAAAUAAAGGAUAAACUGACCGUUGGAUUGCUGGACGCGAUACGUGCCAGAAUGGCGACCCAGCUCGUCCGAGCCAUUUAUAUCUCCCGACCUGAUAAAGAGCACGAUCGCUACGCCGAUCGAUUUUGGAAGGCCAGUGUCAAUCUACUCAGAGAAAUGGGGACACAGCAGUUCCAGACCUACUUCUACUUUUUCCGGCUCGCACAGUGUAUCCCACGCAAACGCCACGAGCGCCUUAGCAAAGCCCUCGUCUUUGACAUGAUAGCAGCAUACGUCGAAUUUCAAGCAUCUCUCCCUUUUCCGCACAAACAUUCGACCAACCAUAACAUCAUUCUCAGUGCAGCCAUCAAGCACCUGGACCGAGAGAGACCACAAUUGAUGUGGGAGGCAGUCCUCGAGAUUCUGAGUCAGAGGCAUAGUGGGGAGCAUCUCACCAGGCUUCAACGCCAGGCGGUCAUGACCAUGUCAUUCAGCCCGUAUGUGACAAGUCGGGAGUGCUUCGAAAUGUACCCUAGUGAGUGGACCAGCACCGACGCGUUUCUUUACACAAAGGGCCGUCUGUGGGCCACCAGGUGUUUUCAGAGGAACUCCGUGCCCUCCUUUAUACACCUAGACGUCGCGGGUCUGGACUGGGCAAGCAUUGUGAAGCAUAUUUGGGAUGCUCCCGAAACAGAAAGGAAGAUUCUCCUGAAACACCUCUGUCGGUCCACAAUCAAGACUGGACAAUUCCGGACAAUGGCAGAGCAGCUGGUAGAGAAAAUGCCGUGGAAUACGAGACUAUUUCGGGAGAUUGCCAUUGCCAGUGGAAACUAUCGAAAGGCGCGAUUGCUUUGGAGGCUAGUCCGCGACAAGUCAGGGAUUACGUACAUAAUCCGAUGCUGGGACUGGACGGCAUGGACCCCAUACGUGGAAGCCAUGAUCAAAGACCCCGACAUGAAUAUCAGGUUCAUUUGGCGGGUUCUCGCUCUCAAUUGGGGCCAGCCCAACAAGGCUGACCCUGGUAGGGCGUUGUGCGGCAUCAAUAGCCAGACGGAGCUCCUCGAGCUAAUGGCAAGAUGGUUUCUCGAGGCGGAUCAUCUCAGCGAGCGACAAACUCUCCACUGCAUCCAGGAGUGUCUUGCUGUGUACCAGUCAAUCGACAAGAACCUGUCUCCGCAAAUAAUACUUUGUAUGGUCGAAGUCAUACUGCGGGAUCUUGAACGAGGAAAUUAUGGUCGCCAGGAACGAUUGGCGUGGAUGGUGCGCCUCAUCAAGAAGCAUCUGGGAGAUGAGGAGGCGGACAAGGUCCUGUUUCAGCUCCGAGGGUGGCGGUGGACUAUUGAGAACCGAACCCAGCGUCCCGAAAAGCCUACGGUCAAACAAAUCGAGGACGAGUUGGCGAUGCUCGCCAAAGAAGCUGCGGGGGGAGAUCUCAAAGGCAAACCCUUGGCGAUGAUCCAAGGGCUAGAAAAGAUGCCAGAAGACAACCUUUCCGGCAUUGAUGAACAUGAAAACUUGGAGGCCGUCAUCCGAGAAAUGAGAAAGAUGGACAGCGCGGCUGGCUAAGGACUGAAGCAAAACAGACGAUAGGGAAUCAUGGGCAGGUCAAGGAAGGACAUACAUAGAAAAAAAAAGAGCGCGCCAUAUAUGGAGUGUAGAACGGGGGCUUACAAUCAGCCAUUCAUACUAGUAUAUUAGUAUAUAGAUACAGCAACAAGUGGACCAAGAGGUGGCCACACAGUUCCAGGCCUCGAUCAUGAUGCAAACCUUGACCUCUUGAGUAUACAGAAAUUCACCAUGAUCUAGGG
Messenger RNA from Ilyonectria robusta, 2574 nucleotides. RefSeq lists its product as uncharacterized. The record is from RefSeq and is a predicted model, not a curated record. The transcript has a single exon. Lineage: Eukaryota; Fungi; Ascomycota; Sordariomycetes; Hypocreales; Nectriaceae. Bases 152 to 2332 code for a protein of 726 amino acids.